Messenger RNA from Rhizophagus irregularis DAOM 181602=DAOM 197198, 1158 nucleotides. RefSeq lists its product as uncharacterized. The record is from RefSeq and is a predicted model, not a curated record. Lineage: Eukaryota; Fungi; Glomeromycota; Glomeromycetes; Glomerales; Glomeraceae.
GGGUGAUAAGGUUUAUCAUUUUAAUCCCAAUAAGACGAUUGAUGAUUAACUAAGUUAAUAUUUUAGGAGAUAUUAUUUAUUUUAUAGAAAAUAAGCAUGCUUGAUAAUUUUGAAGAGAGAUAACGUACAUUAUAUAUACUUUUUAAAUUUUAAAAAAACGCGAAAGUACCUUUUAUAUAACGACGUUACAUAUCACCAUUAUUUUUCACAACCGGUUACAAUAGAAUUUUGCAUAUCAAAUUUGACUAAACAGCUUAAGCUAUACUUAAUAAAAAAUGGUAACAAGUGAAGGUUCGGACAAAGCUGGCAAAAACCAGGAGUUAGCAUUACAGAGGUUGCCGACAACUGCAGCACUUGAAAAAGUUUUGCAAGUUCUCGAGUCUAAUAGUCCGCUAAAUCUUACGCCAAUAACAAAUUUCGUUCGACAAGAAUUUAUAUCAAGGAUAUCAUUUUUUGAAAAUAAAACAUCAAAGACAUGGUUAUUCAGAAGUUUUGUUCAACUUGGAAUUCCACCAUUAUAUUUAUUCAUAGCUUUAAGCAUUAUCUUGGGAUCGAUGAUUGGGAAUAUGUAUAAGAGAUCGGUUUAUCUUUUAUGUAAUUUGGUGGGUGUGGUAUAUCCUGCGUAUAAAUCGAUUCAAGCUAUUGAUUUAUUAUCGGCGACAAGCGAAGGUGAAGUGUCUAAUUCUUCAAUUGUAAUUAUUAAUGAACAAAAGCAAUGGUUAACUUAUUGGGCGGUAUAUGGAUGGCUACAAGUUGUAGAUUAUUGGUCAACUUGGUUAUUAGAAAUGUUUCCAGGAUACAAUUUGUUUAAAUUGAUAUUUCUUUAUUGGGCACAAAAUAAUCGUUCAAGAGGUGCUACUUUGAUCUUUGAAAAAAUAUUAAAACCUUUAUUGCAAAAAAAUAUUCAGAACAAUAACAAAAUUGUUUCAUCAUCUACAAAUCAAAAACAACGACAAACACUCCGGCAAAGACAGCAACAGCAAUAUAACGGCAAUGAAUUAUACCAUCAACAACAAUCUGGCUCGCUUACAUCUGAACCAACACCUGAGGAGAUAUGGAGAAGAGAUACUGUUGUAACGUCACGUGAAAGUGAAAUUAAACCAUAUCGUUUAAAUAAUAAUGUAUAGUAAAUAGUAAUUAAUUUUAUAAGUAAUGCAU